GGGCGGGCGCGGCGCGGCCGGCGCCAUUUUGCCGGUCGGGCUCGGCGGCGGCGGAGCGACGAGGACAGUCCGUCCCAGUUCCCCCAGUCACGCUGUCCCCGACAGGUGCCAGCACCAUGGAGUACGAGCGCAGGGGGGGCCGUGGGGACCGGACGGGGCGCUAUGGGGGGGCCCCCACCGCCCCUGAAGAAGGUUCCCGUACCCAACGGGAUCACGACUAUCGCGACAUGGAUUAUCGCGGUUAUGGGGGCCCCCCUGAGGGACCCCCAGCCUCGGGGACCCCCCCGCAGGCCUCCUACGAGGGUUCGGAGCCCCCCCGGAAGCGGGACCCACCCCCGGCACCCCCUACCUUACCCUUUGGUGCCGACGGUGACUACCGGGACCAGGAUUACCGGCCUGAGGCGGCCGAGGAGGAGCCGCGGGCCAGCACCAUCGUCAUGCUCCGCAUGCUGCCGCAGGCUGCCACCGAGAACGACAUCCGAGCGCAGCUGCAGGCGCAGGGAGUGCAGCCCCGCGAGGUGCGACUGAUGCGCAACAAGUCCUCAGGUCAGAGCCGUGGCUUCGCCUUCGUGGAGUUCCACCACCUGCAGGACGCGGCGCGGUGGAUGGACGCCAACCAGCAGGGGCUGAGCCUGUUGGGGCAGCGCGUCUCCCUCCACUACAGCGACCCCAAGCCCAAGAUCAACGAGGACUGGCUCUGCGCCAAGUGUGGGGUGCAGAAUUUCAAGCGGCGGGAGAAGUGCUUCAAGUGCGGCGUUCCCAAAGCUGAAGCGGAACAACGAGGUCCAGGGGGGCCCCGCCCGGAGCUGGUGCCGGGGGGGGGGGGGCUUCUCCCCCUCCCCCAACCUUAUGCCCCCACCCUGGGGGGGGCCCCUGGGGGGGCCCAAAGUGGGACCGAACCCGGAGCUGAUAACGCCAAUGACACCAUCAUCCUGCGGAACCUGCACCCCCAGAGCAGCCUGGAGUCCAUCCUGGCCGCCCUGGCCCCUUUCGCCGCCCUCUCGGCCGCCAACGUCCGCGUCAUCAAGGACCGACAGACGCAGCUCAACCGCGGCUUCGCCUUCGUCCAGCUGGCCACCAUCGUGGAGGCCUCCCAGCUGCUGCAGAUGCUGCAGGCCCUGCACCCCCCCCUGCACAUCGACGGCAAGAGCAUCAACGUGGAGUUCGCCAAAGGCUCCAAGCGGGAGGUGCAGGGGGCGGGGCCAGGGGAGGGCACGCCCCGUGCCAGCGCUGCUUCCGUGGCCUCGACUGCCAUCGCCGCCGCCCAAUGGGCGCUCUCCCAGGCGGCCCCGGGGGGGGGCGAGAGCACGUGGGCGGGGGGGGAGGAGCCUGCCGCCGACUUCGGCGCCUUCUACCAAUCGGAGGAGCCCUUUGGCGGCCCCGCCCCUCCCUCUACGGCGCCGCCUACGUCAAAGGCCCCGCCCCCCCCGGCCCCGGCCCCGCCCUCGCAGGCCCCGCCCCUGCCAAGGCCGAUGGCCCCGCCCCUGGCACGGAGGAGCCGACGGUGCCGGGCUUGGACCCCACGGCGGGGGGGGGAGGGGGGGGCACCUUCCCUCGCCCCCCCCUCAGGGGCCCCCCCUUACCCCUCCCCCGCUGCCGACACCCCCGCCACGACCCCCCCAGGAGCCCCCGCCCAGACCUACACGGGGUCCCUCAAGGCCGAGCCCCCCAACCUGACCCCCAGCGGGCCCCCCCCGGCCGCCCCCCCCAGCUCCGAGCCCUAUGGCCAGUAUCCGGUGCCGGACGUCUCCACGUACCAGUACGAUGAGACCUCGGGCUACUACUACGACCCCCUCACUGGCCUCUACUACGACCCCCACUCCCAG
Molecule: messenger RNA, 1826 nt
Organism: Chroicocephalus ridibundus (black-headed gull)
Lineage: Eukaryota; Metazoa; Chordata; Aves; Charadriiformes; Laridae
Product: RNA-binding protein 10-like
Exons: 16
Biological process (GO): mRNA splicing, via spliceosome
Cellular component (GO): nucleus
Molecular function (GO): RNA binding
Source: RefSeq, a predicted model, not a curated record